Molecule: messenger RNA, 1393 nt
Organism: Ilyonectria robusta
Lineage: Eukaryota; Fungi; Ascomycota; Sordariomycetes; Hypocreales; Nectriaceae
Exons: 5
Source: RefSeq, a predicted model, not a curated record
CCAAUGCUAUGGCACGACCACCCAAUCCAAUCGAUGAGCACCGCGACUAUGUCAGUUUGCUGUACCUCAAUGGCGUCUCGCGAAGCCAGAUCCAGUAUAAGCUUCGGAAGCAUUACCAUAUCGCUAUUAACCUCAGCACAAUCUCCCGUCGGAUAGCCAGCUGGGGACUUCCACGUCAGCAAUCACGCACCAUUGAGACACCAGAGCUUAUAGAGGCUAUCCACGACCUGAUCCUUCGCAUUGGGCUUAGUGAAAGGCAGACCUUGAGUGUCCUGCAGAGGCAAGGCUGGCCCAUCACCAAAAGAGGACUCAAACAUAUCAGACUCCACCCGGACCGCCGCUGGAUACGUCGUAUUAAUAGCGAUGAAGAACAGCUUGCUUUGCUGAAGAAGACGGAACAGGUUAUUGUUGAGAUGACGCAAAGGUCUAAUGUCAUUGCAGGAUAUGGAAGACGUUUUCUGCAGCCCUAUCUGCGCCAGCAACAGCAACUCUGGAUACCAAGAGAUCCCCUCUUUGAGAUGUAUAAAAUCAUAUUCCCGAGCGAGGUUGAGAUGCGCAAACGGAUGAUGCGGAGGAAGAAGGGACAGUUUCUGGUCCCCGGACCAAACUACCAGUGGUGUAUUAACGGUCACGACAAGCUGAAGGCAUAUGGCUUCCAGAUAUACGCUGCGAUCGAUGCCUACUUACGCAACAUUAUCUGGUUCUAUGUCGGGCCUUCUGCUUCGACUGCCUUAAGCGUGUUGAAACAGUAUCUGGCUGCGUGCGACGCCUACAACUUCCGCCCGUGGUAUCUGCAGGCAGAUAGGGGUAGCGAAACGCCCUUAGUUGCAGCAGCCCAUUGGAACUUCGCUUUGGCCGCUGGCGGAUGCGAUUCCUAUAAGGCAGCACCGAGCACGAAGAACGUUAGGAUUGAGAGUUGGUGGGAGCACUACUUUGGAGAGCUUAAGAACCGGCCUUAUGUUAUUUAUGGCCAACCCUGGAUGAAUUACUAUUACCCUAAUCCAAGCAAGGCUUGCAAUUGGGGAAUCUCCAUCGAUUGCACAGUUCUAGGUGAGUUAGUACGGCCAUUGGCUAAUAUCGAUAUUAGUAUAUAUCUUAAGCCGGAAAUAAAGAACUGGUACUGCGAAGUUCUUAGGGAAAUGGGUUAUAAUAAAGUAAUUCUUAGCAAUUACCAGGAGCCUGACAAGUUGCGCCCAUUUAAGCGCUUCUACCUUAGCCUUCGAGAUAGAAUCAUUCGGCACAUCAAAACAUUACUUGCACAAGCAAAUCAAGCCCAGCAAGAUGAACUUGUAGAUAUAAAACCGGCAGAACAGCUACUUAUUGAACUUGGUGUUAAAGAUGAAAAUAGAAAUGACAUUAAGGGAAUAAGUAAUAACGAGGGGGAGGAUGGCAU